CCCCCAGGGAUGGCGGGGGUGUCGUUCGAGGAGUUCUGGGGGUUUUGGGGACCCCCCUGACCCCCCGUUUCCCCCCCCAGGGAUGGCGGGGGUGUCGUUCGAGGAGUUCUCGGCCCCCCCCGGGGCGGAGCUGGCGCUGGAGCCCCUUUUCGGGGGGAACAUCCUGGAGAGCGAAGGGGAACCCGAGGGGGGGCUCCCCGAGGGGGGGGGAGGGGCCCCGCCCCUCCCCCAGCCCCGCCCCCGCCGCGGGGGGAUGGGCCGGGGGGGCGAGGGGGGGGAGGGGCCCGAGGGGGCCGAGCUGAGGAGGAGGAGGAUGAAGGUGCAGGCCCUGGGACGGAGGUGUCGGGAGAUCAGGCAGGUGAACGAGCGGGCGCUGCAGCGGCUCCGGCAGGUGCAGAGACUGACCCGGAGACUGCAGAGAGAGCGCAGGUGACACACCUGGGACACACCUGGGA
Messenger RNA from Lepidothrix coronata (blue-crowned manakin), 455 nucleotides. It is a transcript of the gene TFPT, whose product is annotated as TCF3 fusion partner. The transcript has 2 exons. Gene Ontology annotation, cellular component: Ino80 complex. Gene Ontology annotation, biological process: apoptotic signaling pathway; apoptotic process; positive regulation of apoptotic process. Gene Ontology annotation, molecular function: DNA binding. Lineage: Eukaryota; Metazoa; Chordata; Aves; Passeriformes; Pipridae. The record is from RefSeq and is a predicted model, not a curated record. The coding region runs from base 83 to 433 and encodes 116 amino acids.